AUGUCGCGUCUCCCGUGGCUCCGCAAGCUUUCACGAGCAGGUUCAAGUACACGACAGCUUCGGAGGCCCGACUCCAGGUGUUUCUCCACAACCACAGAGCUGCCUGUGCUGGAGCAUGGACAACUUUACGGCGACCUCCCGGGCUUUGCAAGAAGCCUUGGCACCGCCUGCCGGGUGGGCGAAGGAGGUGCCGGCUGCUUCCUGAUUUCCCAGUUGCCGCCCCACAUCAACAUGCUGCAUCAGGAGCUGCUUCAGAGCGCCCGGGACUUCUUUGCAUUGCCGUUGGCCAAGAAGGAGCGGGUGGAUUACCAUCUGUCCCCAGAGUUUCGUGGCUUCAUGCGCCAGGGUGCAGAGAACACGGCCGGGCACGUGGACGAGCGGGAGCAGAUUGAGUUUGGACGCGAGGAGGCUCGCCCAACAGCUGGACGAGAGGAUCCCAGCAGCCUGUACAAUCGCCUCAGAG
Molecule: messenger RNA, 463 nt
Organism: Symbiodinium pilosum
Lineage: Eukaryota; Dinophyceae; Suessiales; Symbiodiniaceae
Source: the annotation of a GenBank genome assembly